CGCCGAGGCCGAGGCGCCGAGGGCAGCGCGGCUUUUGCGUUCGCCAAGCCGCGGGGUUUAAAUCUCCCGCCUCCCGCAGCCGGAGCCCGACACCUCCACGCUCCGGUGCGGAGGGGCACCGGCUGCGGGUUCGGCUCGGCAGCGGCGCAGGGCUCGCGAGCGGCGGCAGAGGGAACGGGCGCCGGGACCGACCUCCGAGCUGCCGAACGCGACCCGAGGCGGCGGAGGACCGGCGCGUCGCGGCUCCGGCGUCGAGUCACUCCAUGGAUUUUUUUGGGCAACCCAGACCAGAAGAUAACCAGUCAGUAGUCAGCAGAAUGCAAAAGAAAUACUGGAAAACCAAACAGGUCUUUAUCAAAGCAACCGGGAAAAAGGAGGAUGAGCACGUAGUGGCAUCUGAUGCUGAACUGGAUGCUAAACUUGAGGUUUUUCACUCCAUUCAAGAGACAUGCACUGAACUUCUGAAGAUAGUUGAGAAAUAUCAGCUGAGACUCAAUGUUAUAUCGGAGGAAGAAAACGAACUAGGGCUCUUUUUAAAGUUCCAAGGAGAACGGGAUACAACGCAGGCUGGCAAAAUGAUGGAUGCCACUGGCAAGGCACUCUGUUCUUCAGCCAAUCAAAGAUUGGCUCUGUAUACUCCGCUGUCUCGUCUUAAGCAAGAAGUAGCAACAUUCAGUGAAAGGGCAGUGUCUGAUACCUUGAUGACAGUUAAUCGGAUGGAGCAGGCGCGCACAGAAUAUAGGGGAGCUCUGCUGUGGAUGAAAGACGUAUCCCAGGAACUGGACCCAGACACCUUAAAGCAAAUGGAAAAGUUCCGAAAAGUACAGAUCCAAGUGAGAAAUAGCAAAGCUUCUUUUGACAAGUUAAAGAUGGAUGUUUGUCAGAAAGUGGAUUUACUUGGAGCUAGUCGCUGCAAUAUGUUGUCUCAUUCACUCGCUACCUACCAGAGGACACUGCUUGGAUUCUGGGAGAAAACAGCUCGAAUGAUGUCCCAAAUCCAUGGGACCUGUAUUGGCUUUCAUCCAUAUGAUUUUGUAGCUCUCAAGCAACUACAAGACACUCCAGUCAAGCUUACUGAAGACCACAAGGAAGAACGAAUAGAAGACAGUUCUCUCCCGGAAAACCUCAAUAAGUUAGUUUUGUCAGAUGAGGAAGUGAGCUUGGGAAGUGAACCAGCAACUGAAGAUCACAAGGAAAAACAUUCUGGAAUAAGAGAAUUUGGAGCACCUCAGUUUUCUAACUAUGAAAAUGUUGCAAAAGAUGUACCAGUAGAUUCAUUGGAAGAUGAUUUUGAGAAGGAAUUCUCAUUUCUGAACAGCCUCCUAAGUCCUGGUUGUUGGAGUGCUAGUGAAUUUUCCCAGGAAUGCCAGGCUGUCUUUGGGAGCCCCAAGGCCAGUCUCACAUCCCAGGAGCCUUCUGGGGGAUCUGAGCUUCUUGCUCACUCCUCACGAUUCCUUCCUUCACAACUCUUUGACCUUGGCCUUCGUGCUGCUGGAGCUUUCAACAGCUGGGCCUCCCAAGGGGGAUUAGAACUUCCUCUUUCACACAUUGAUAACCAGUCAGUGCCUUCACAGAGUCCAAAGAAAUUAACAAAAUCUCCCAACAGUGGUAACCAAGACAUGUCAGCCUGGUUCAAUCUAUUUGCAGACUUGGAUCCGCUUUCAAACCCAGAUGCUAUUGGACACUCAGAUGAUGAACUUCUUAAUGCUUGACUGAAGUUAUGAUGCCACUUCAGUGGCCUUGAGACACCAAUUUUGCAACUUAUUGCCUUUGUGGAAAGGAGUUUAUGUUGUCACCUACAUACGAAAACCUUGUGUUUGCAAGGUUAGACAGAUGGAAAGGACCACGUUUUAAUACAUUAAGUAUCUCUUUAAUAUCGUGGAUUUACAGCUGUUGCUAAUAUAUGGAAAAUACUAGAAACUAUUGAGUCUGAAAUACAUACCAAAAGUUAGUUCAAAAAUAACAGCUAGGAAUAAUUAUCAAUAGGAGGUGUGUUUAUCUGUUUGGAAAGCCUUUUAUGUAUAAGAUGCCUUGCUGGCUGUGAGAAUUCUGUAUCUAGAGAAAGGAAGGACAGCAUGUAAACUGGGUUGUGAUUUGGGGUUGGUUUUUAAAUAAAACGGUGGCAGGGGGAAUUCUCUGUUGUGGAAGAUAGCACUAGAACCAGACCAGUUUUUUCUUUAGUUAGAAAGGUAGAAUAAGAUUUGAGAACUCAAUUUGCUUCAGUGAAAUCACAGAGAAACUUGGUGCUUGUUUUCUCCACUUGGAGGCUAAAAUGUAAUAUUCCUUAGUUUUUUUCCUUCAUACAAAAUCAUGGACACCCCCCGAUUUCAUUAUUGAAUUUUCUUGGGGAAGUAGCAGGAUGAUUUAUUUGCUAAGAAGUCCAUCCUCUGCAUAAACAGAAAAAUCUCUCUUCCCAUUUUAUAAACCACAAGAAUGUCCAUCCUAUGGUACUUCAGACAUUGUCCAAGUGUCUUCAGGCCUGAUUGUUCACACAUUGCUACUACAAUGUACUGUACUCAUAUGCUUCCUAAAAGAAAACGAGGGGAGGAUACUCCCUGAGCAACUGGCAGUAGUAUUCCUGAAAUGACCCAGAAACUUCUAUCUGAAUGAGGGAAAAAAAUUCUAAUUAACUUACCCUCGUACAGAUUUGCAAUACUUAUUACCCCACAGUUCUUGACAUGAUUUAACCCAGAAAGCUUUCUGGCAAAGUUACAGAAAGCUCUAUACCAUCAGUAAGGGAGUGUUUUUCCACUUUUCUGUGGGCGACAUCAUCUGAGGCUCUAUUUGAUUACUAAGGACAAACAUACCCUUAAAAGCUUUAGAGUCUAAGUAUUGGAAGGAAGGCUAUUUAAUGAAGUUAGCAUAAGCUAAUGAAAACAUAGCCACUGUAUACACACAGUCACUCAGUUUCCUGUUUUUUCCCAUCCACCCUUUAGUUCUGAGGCAGUUCACCAGGUGUCUUGUUUCAUUGUCCAGUCCAUUGCAUCUGCAUAAGAAAACAUUUUAACUAAGACUUUCACAGUAGUUUUCAUUGUAUUCCUAGUUCUAAACAGGCUUAAUUAUUAUUUACAAGAGAACUGCUUGUAAUCUCUGAGUCUCUGUAUAAAGAAAAACAUUUUUUAGGAAUGGACUAGGGCAGGUAAAAUGCAGCCCACUUCCCAUCCACAACAGUCUGGCCUAACUACAAUCUGAACUGCUCACAAGCUAUUUAGAAAACCACAACUCUGGUCAAGUAGUGUGUAGGCUGGAAAGACCUUAUCUGAGGGUCAGAAACAUGGACUUAAGAAAAGGUUGUGUAAAUCCUUCCUUAAAAUAUUUUCACAUGCUUAUUUCUUUACUUGGUUAACCAUUAAGAAGCAUUUUGUAACUCUCCCUUUUUAUUCAGUUUAAUGCCCCAGAAUGCAAUACUGUCUUUGUUCCGCCAAAAUUCAAU
Messenger RNA from Balaenoptera ricei (Rice's whale), 3433 nucleotides. It is a transcript of the gene ICA1L, whose product is annotated as islet cell autoantigen 1 like. The record is from RefSeq and is a predicted model, not a curated record. The transcript is spliced from 13 exons. Bases 264 to 1712 code for a protein of 482 amino acids. Gene Ontology annotation, molecular function: protein domain specific binding. Gene Ontology annotation, cellular component: Golgi apparatus. Gene Ontology annotation, biological process: regulation of transport. Lineage: Eukaryota; Metazoa; Chordata; Mammalia; Artiodactyla; Balaenopteridae.